This is a messenger RNA of Haemonchus placei, 465 nucleotides long. NCBI's taxonomy places the organism in Eukaryota, Metazoa, Nematoda, Chromadorea, Rhabditida, Trichostrongylidae. The record is from the annotation of a GenBank genome assembly.
AUGUCGUCCAUUAUUUCGACGCCCUCAUCGCCUCGCCAUGUUAUUCCGAAAUCGUCAAGUGAAGCGAUUUUGGAGGAAUCCCCCACGGCGGAAGAUGCUGAAGAAGUGUGCCCAAUUGAUUCAUUCUCAGCAGCACCGCAAAUUCAGAAUCAAUUUGUGAGUGUCGACUAUCCACCGAUCACAGAGCAAGUAUCCGUUAAUAAUCAGAGCGAUGCCCUUGAAGUCCUCACUACACACAAGAACUCGGUGAUAACUGAAAGAACACCUCCAUUUGAACGUGACAAUUCAACGAAGGACAUGAUCUUAGUCGACCGUGUACGGGAGAAGCUGCAUAUCAGCAAUGAACUCUAUCGAGCCGCUCUUGCUGAAAUGUUCUGCACCGGAUUCCUGCUGGUCCGUAGCUACUGUGAUUUAUCGCUCAAUUUCUCCGAGUUCCUUCAAAAUUUGACAUAUCCGUUUCGUUAG